AAGUUCGGUAAACAGAUCCAGCGCCGGCAGCUCGAUCUUCCCGAAUAUGCGGCCAGCUUCGUCAACUACAAGGCGCUGAAAAAGCUCAUCAAGCAACUCAGCGCCACACCUACUAUCCCCGCGCAGAGGACCGCAGAGGAAAUCGCCCAAGAUGGCACGCUGGAUCCCCAGGCUGCCCUCCGCGCGAACAAGGAGGUGUUCUUCUUCCGCUUGGAGCGGGAGAUUGAAAAAGUCAACAUCUUCUAUCUUCAGAAAGAAUCAGAGUUCUCCCUACGCUUGAAAACGUUAGUCGACAAGAAGCGCGUGAUCCAGUCGCGAUCUGUCUCCAAUUCCAAAGCCCCGUCGAAUUUUGUGGCACUUUUCGAAGGAUUCCAGCAAUUCGAUGGAGAUCUGAACAAAUUGCAGCAAUUCGUCGAGAUUAACGAGACCGCCAUGUCCAAGAUCCUGAAGAAAUGGGACAAGACGUCCAAAUCUCGCAUGAAAGAGCUGUAUCUGCACCGCGCAGUCGAAGUACAACCUUGUUUCAACCGCGAGGUCCUUCGGGACCUCUCGGACCGGGCCACUACCGCUCGGUUAGAAUUGGAGGCGUGGGCGGAGGGAGAGAACCUACAGUUCGAUACUUCGCGACCGAUUGAGCGUGCUAUGGCACCCUUUGGUACGGAGGAAGAGGAACUGGAUCUUCAAGUCCUGCAAUCGGCCUCCACUGGAAACCUGCAGACCCUGCGGGAGUGGGUUGCAAAGCUGCACUCCUUCCCAGAUGCCCGAGACCGGGCUACAAGGGCCUUCCUGAACGCGAUCAAUGGCUCCGCCGACGAGGUCCUUGGCCUUCUUCUGGAGAGUGGCUUGGUCGACAUCCAUGCCGAGGAUGACAUCAAUGAGAGAAACUGUCUCCACGAGGCUGCAAUCUCUGGACGAGACUUUGUCUUCAAAGCCGGCCUUGCAACCGGGGUGGAUUUCUCCAUGUCCGAUGUCUAUGGACGCAUUCCUCUACACUACGCGUGUAUGCACGGUCGAGUGGAUAUGGUGCGGGAGCUGCUGGCGGCUGGCCCGCAAACGGUGGAUGUGAUGGAUCAUGAUAAUUUCACCCCUUUGAUCCACAGCAUUGUCAAGGGUCAGCUCGCGUGUGCUGAGCAGGUGCUUUAUAGUAACGCUCGGAUCGAUCCAGCUUCUGAAUCGGAUCAUAUCCCGCUCAAUUUGGCCUGCCAACAUGGCUCCCUCCCGAUUGUGAAGAUGCUCCUCGAACGCAAGGCCCGCUUGCUGCCCGAUGCCGAGGGUCUCUACCCCCAGCAUAUGGUGGCCCGGGCUUCCCAAUCACCAGAUCUUCUCCUCCUGCUGAAGCAGCACGGUGCCGAUCUAGACCAACGUGACAAACUGUAUCAGUGGACACCCCUCUUCCAUGCUGCAAGCGAAGGCUGCGUACCGUGCCUGCGGACGCUUCUUGAACUGGGCGUGGAUGCGAAGGUGGCUGAUGAGAAGGGCUUGUCGGCCAUGUACUAUGCCGCGUGGGAAGGGCAUUUGGAGUGUAUGUUGCUUCUGUGGGCUCAACCAUCGCACGCGCGCCCAUCUCAGCGGCCGUUGGAUCUCCUAAAUGGCGUGCAGUUCCAGGAGCCCGGCCUGAUGGAGGGUUCUGGAGCUAUGCGUCGUGCCAGCUCUGCUGAUAUGGAUAUUGCUGAUGGCAUCCCUGACCUGGAACUCCCUCCACCGAUCAUCCCUCUUCGUCGUUAUGGUCACAACUUCCUGGACAAGAAGGUCUUUGUCCAGCUUCUCUUCGACCAAGGCAACUCUGGCUCCAUUGCCUUUGAACAGGCCGGUCGCCACCCUGCAGCCCGUCUGACUAUCUCCUCCAAACUCUCUGAUCUCAUCCCCCGCACUAUUGUUCUUCCCAUCCAAGAUGAUUCUCGAACGAUUUCCUUCCAUGUGGAUAAUUUGGAUACCUUUGCUGUCGACUUUGAGAUUUUCCCGACGUUUGGAUCCAAGGUGAUUGCAAAGAGUGUGGCUUUGCCGGUGAUCUUUUGCGCAGAGAAGUCCAGCACGGGUUCCUGCUGCUUGCCUCUCUUCGACCCUCGGCUCCGGGCUAUUGGUCAACUGCGCUUCAACUUCCAGGUCAUCAAGCCGUACCACGGUGACCCUUUGGAAAUCACUCAUUUCGCGACAUAUUGGAAGGCGACAAGUGCCGUCGACUCGGAACACAAUGGUCUGGUUACCGGCUCCAGUCUGUCGGGAGACUAUGUGCAGCUUUUCGUGCAGCUCACUCGUGACCGCGUACCAGUCCUGUACCCACAGUUCAUGAUCAACCAUCACGGAAUCGAUAUCCCCGUGUGUCGGUUGUCAUAUGCUCAGUUCCAGGCAAUUGGUGCGGAGCGGGGCGUCAAUCAACAAGAGAUCUCGCAGUUCUUGGAGACACAAGCUGUCAACGACAUGCCGCAGACCCAUCGCCUCCUGGCUGCAUCCUUUAUGUCUCUGCGGGAGGUCCUGCGGCAGCUCCCGAUUGACGUGAACGUCAAUCUCUCCGUUCUCUACCCCUCCAGUAACGAGGAGAAAUCUCUUGACUUGACCUCUCUGGCCGAUGUCAACAGCUUUGCCGACGCCAUCCUGACUGAUGUCUUUGAUCAUGCCCGUGUCGCUCGCGAGAAGAGCCCUGACUUUAUGCGCUCCGUCGUCUUCACCUCAUAUAACCCCAAUAUUUGCACUGCGCUCAACUGGAAGCAGCCCAACUACCCGGUUCUCCUUUGCAACGACCUUGGCCAAAUUCGGGACCUUGCUGGCGAUGUGGAUGCACUGCCUCAUGUGAACAGUAGCGGCCGCGCCUCAAUGUCGAUCAAGGAGUCCGCGCGUAUCGCUCAGAGUAACAACUUUAUGGGUCUGAUUUGCCGGUCAAGCCUUCUGAACGUCGUCCCCGCUCUCGUGGAGACUAUCAAAGAACUUGGCCUCGUACUGGUGGGCGACACCUGCGACGAGACUGGGCAACCUGACCGCAGCGAUGGCCUUUCCUCUGCCAAUGCCAUGGGCGUGGCCGAGUGGGCGUACCGAAUGCCAGACGGCGUGAACGGCGUGAUGAAAGCCAACGGCAUCCUCCGAUUCAACGAUAUGAUCGAUAUGUGA
Molecule: messenger RNA, 3102 nt
Organism: Penicillium daleae
Lineage: Eukaryota; Fungi; Ascomycota; Eurotiomycetes; Eurotiales; Aspergillaceae
Gene: phoC
Exons: 6
Biological process (GO): glycerophospholipid catabolic process
Molecular function (GO): protein binding; glycerophosphocholine phosphodiesterase activity
Source: RefSeq, a predicted model, not a curated record